GAGAAAAAGGAAAAAGAAAAGAAGAAGAAAAAAAAGAGAAGAAAAGGAGACGCAAAAAGCAUAAACCCUAGACAAGCCUCCCAUCUCUAUUUGUUUGCCACGUGUCAUCAGCCACAAACUCCUUAGAUUUCCCCUUAUUACCGAACCCAAUUCCUCCAUCUUCUUCAGUUCUUCUUCACUCUCUAUCUCUCUGUUCUUCCUCUCUUCUUCUCUAACCGCUCACAAAAUUUACAGAGCAAAAAUGGAACAAAACAAACCGUGCGUUUUGCUCAAUACAUAUAACGAAGAUGAAAUACAAGUAGCCAAUAUUCUACUCGAUCUUCCCAAUCUUUUCACACAAAAACAAUCUCCUUCUCAUCUUUCUUAUUCAUUUAGUUGGGGUACAAAAAAGAGGAGAUCUAAUAGAAACGGUACUGAUUUUUCAUCUCGUGUCAACUCAUCUUCUAUACAGGGAAGUUCAAACGAAAUUGAAACUACCAAAAUUAAGGCUGAAGUUACUAGCCCUGCUACUCCUCUUUCCUUUUCCCCUAGUGAAUCUGAUGAUAAAUCCAAACAUUCUUCUCGCAAAAUCCUCAAACGAAAGACGAGAGAGGAGUUAAUGGAUAUGAUAAACCAAUUAUCUCAGUGCAGAGAAUCGCUUAAAGGGGAAGUGGAGAAUGUUCGGAAUUUCUACAACAGCCAAAAAGCUUAUAAUCUGAAGUUGAAAGCAAUGAAAGAACAGGUAACAAGAAUGUUGAAUAUUCAAGGGCCAGGUGUUAAUUUAGGUCAAAUUUGCAACAAACCUGAAAUGGAGCUCAAUCGUCAACAGCCGUUCGUUGUGGAUCAGAUUUCUUUAGGAUCAGAAACUUUCCAUAGAUUUCAGUACCCAUUGGGCCAGUUGCAACAGGCCCAGCCCAUAUUCUCACCUAAUAAUGGAUUGGGCUUUGUGAAUCAUUUGGGCCUGGGCCCAAUAGGUAUUCCGGAUCUAAAUGUUACUGUGGAUGAGCCCAUACCUUUUGAUCUUGACAGAAUAAAUGUUGAGAGAAAGGCCCAAUUUGCUGCAGCUAGGAGGAGGAGAAUAAAUAAAAGAAUAGAAAUUAGGAAUGUCUCUGGUUUUAUAAGACCACAAAGAAGAAGAUAGUGGUAAUAUUGUCUUUCUUAAAUUCCUUUUUAACUAUAGAGUUAUAUGAUUUUUUUUGUCAGUGGUAAAAAAAGCCAAUUGAGCAAAGCUCUUUUUUUGGGCCAUAUUGCUAAGUGAAACUGUAUCGUAUAUUAGUUAUAAAGAAGUUGGUGAGAUAAUAUGAUUUAUAUA
Messenger RNA from Nicotiana tabacum (common tobacco), 1291 nucleotides. The record is from RefSeq and is a predicted model, not a curated record. Lineage: Eukaryota; Viridiplantae; Streptophyta; Magnoliopsida; Solanales; Solanaceae.